Messenger RNA from Apis mellifera (honey bee), 1209 nucleotides. RefSeq names its product LIM and senescent cell antigen-like-containing domain protein 1 (gene stck). The transcript is spliced from 8 exons. Gene Ontology annotation, cellular component: cytoplasm; focal adhesion; cell-cell junction. NCBI's taxonomy places the organism in Eukaryota, Metazoa, Arthropoda, Insecta, Hymenoptera, Apidae. Gene Ontology annotation, biological process: positive regulation of substrate adhesion-dependent cell spreading; positive regulation of integrin-mediated signaling pathway; cell-cell junction organization. The record is from RefSeq and is a predicted model, not a curated record. Bases 153 to 1163 code for a protein of 336 amino acids.
CUGAUUGGUUACUGGUGCUUUUAAAUGAUUAUUAUGGAAAAGACGAUACAUUAUUUGAUGACAAUGCCAGGGUAAGCACAAUAAUUUCUCUUGUGAAACAUAGUGUUGUAGGAUAUCUACCGUCUGCAAAAUUAGUUUCCAGUGUUACAGAGAUGUCUUUGGAUAAUAUGUUUUGUUCUCGAUGUAGAGAAGGUUUUGUACCUCAUGAGAAGAUUGUUAAUUCAAAUGGAGAAUUAUGGCAUCCUCAAUGUUUUGUAUGUGCACAAUGCUUUCGUCCAUUUCCAGAUGGAAUAUUUUAUGAAUUUGAGGGAUAUAAAUAUUGUGAACAUGAUUUUCAUGUUUUAUUUGCACCUUGUUGUGAGAAAUGUGGAGAAUUUGUUAUUGGUCGUGUAAUAAAAGCUAUGAAUGCUAAUUGGCAUCCAGGAUGUUUUCGUUGUGAAGAAUGUAAUGGUGAAUUGGCUGAUGCAGGAUUUAUUAAAUGUCAGGGUAGAGCAUUGUGUCAUACAUGUAAUGCACGUGUUAAGGCUGGGGCACUUGGAAAAUAUAUCUGUCAUCAAUGCCAUGGUGUAAUUGAUGACAAACCUCUUCGUUUUCGUGGAGAACUUUAUCAUCCUUAUCAUUUUAAUUGUACUGCUUGUGGUAUAGAACUUAAUUCAGAUGCUAGAGAAGUUAAUUCUAGACCAGGAUAUGCUGCAAAUGAAAUGAAUGAAUUAUACUGUUUGAGAUGUCAUGAUAAAAUGGGAAUUCCAAUUUGUGGUGCAUGUCGACGUCCAAUUGAGGAACGAGUAGUAACUGCUUUAGGCAAACAUUGGCAUGUUGAACAUUUUGUUUGUGCAAAAUGUGAAAAGCCAUUUUUAGGUCAUCGUCACUAUGAGAAAAAAGGUUUAGCUUAUUGUGAAACACAUUAUCAUCAACUUUUUGGCAAUUUAUGUUUUGUAUGUAAUCAAGUAAUUUCUGGUGAUGUUUUUACAGCUUUGAAUAAAGCAUGGUGCGUUCAUCAUUUUGCAUGUGCUUUUUGUGAUCAAAAAAUGAAUCAAAAAACUAAGUUUUUUGAAUUCGAUUUAAAACCAGCAUGUAAAAAGUGCUAUGAUAAAUUUCCACAAGAAUUAAAAAAACGUAUGCGUCGAAUGUAUGAUUUAAAUCCUAAAAGAAUACCAGCUUAAAAAUAUAAAUUAUAUAAUGGUCUGGUUAAUUACAUAUAAAAUGAAA